AUGUCAGCUCCAAGAGAAACCAGAAAGAAAACCACCAGAAGAAAGAAGGACCCUAACGCCCCUAAGAGAGCGUUGUCGGCCUACAUGUUUUUCGCCAACGAAAACAGAGACAUCGUGCGCGCUGAAAACCCCGGUGUGACGUUCGGCCAGGUUGGCCGUCUUCUAGGUGAAAGAUGGAAGGCUCUAACGGAUGACGACAAAGUCCCAUACGAGUCCAAGGCUGAGGCCGACAAGAAACGUUACGAGUCCGAAAAGGAGCUUUACAAUGCCACCAAGGCCUAG
Lachancea nothofagi CBS 11611 is the source of this 282-nucleotide messenger RNA. NCBI's taxonomy places the organism in Eukaryota, Fungi, Ascomycota, Saccharomycetes, Saccharomycetales, Saccharomycetaceae. The record is from the annotation of a GenBank genome assembly.